This is a messenger RNA of Puma concolor (puma), 3363 nucleotides long. It is a transcript of the gene SLC12A2, whose product is annotated as solute carrier family 12 member 2. Gene Ontology annotation, cellular component: apical plasma membrane. NCBI's taxonomy places the organism in Eukaryota, Metazoa, Chordata, Mammalia, Carnivora, Felidae. Gene Ontology annotation, molecular function: ammonium channel activity; sodium:potassium:chloride symporter activity. Gene Ontology annotation, biological process: chloride ion homeostasis; cell volume homeostasis; potassium ion import across plasma membrane. The record is from RefSeq and is a predicted model, not a curated record.
AUGAGUUUCUGGUUAUGCAAAUCUAACGCGGCCAGGCGGGGAGUCGACCGCCUCAAAAGCUGCACAGAGGAAAUCCUGCCUCCCCCUAAGGCUCAGGCCUGGGGUGAGGGCCGGCAGUCGCGGCGGGCCGGAGCAGCGAGCGGACCUCGCCUCGGGGCGCCCCUCGGCGGCCACUCCGGAAGCACCUGCGGGCCGGACGGGAAAGCCCCCGGCAUCACCCACGGGAGCGGGGGGCGGCCGGCAGCUCUAGCACCGCCUCGGAGCGAGGGCAGUAGCUUGCACUCGGGCGGCGGCGGCGGCAGUGGGCACCACCAGCACUACUACUAUGACACCCACACCAACACUUACUACCUGCGCACCUUCGGCCACAACACCAUGGACGCCGUGCCCAGGAUCGAUCACUACCGGCACACCGCGGCGCAGCUGGGCGAGAAGCUACUCCGGCCCAGCUUGGCUGAGCUCCAUGAUGAGCUUGAAAAGGAACCUUUUGAGGACGGCUUUGCCAAUGGGGAAGAAAGUACUCCAACCAGAGAUGCUGUGGUCACGUAUGCUGCGGAAAGUAAAGGAGUUGUGAAGUUUGGCUGGAUCAAGGGUGUAUUAGUACGUUGUAUGUUGAACAUUUGGGGUGUGAUGCUCUUCAUUAGGUUGUCGUGGAUUGUGGGUCAAGCUGGAAUAGGUCUGUCGGUUGUUGUAAUUAUAAUGGCCACUGUUGUGACAACUAUCACAGGAUUGUCUACAUCAGCAAUAGCUACUAAUGGAUUUGUCCGAGGAGGAGGAGCGUAUUAUUUAAUAUCUAGAAGUCUAGGGCCAGAAUUUGGUGGCGCAAUUGGCCUCAUCUUCGCUUUUGCCAAUGCUGUUGCAGUUGCUAUGUAUGUGGUUGGAUUUGCAGAAACUGUGGUGGAGCUGCUUAAGGAACAUUCCAUACUUAUGAUAGAUGAAAUCAAUGAUAUCCGAAUUAUUGGAGCCAUUACAGUGGUGAUCCUUCUAGGUAUCUCGGUAGCUGGAAUGGAGUGGGAAGCAAAAGCUCAGAUUGUUCUUUUGGUGAUUCUACUUCUUGCUAUUGCUGAUUUCGUCAUAGGAACAUUCAUCCCAUUGGACAGCAAGAAGCCCAAAGGUUUCUUUGGUUAUAAAUCUGAAAUAUUUAAUGAGAACUUUGGACCAGAUUUUCGGGAGGAAGAGACUUUCUUUUCUGUAUUUGCCAUCUUUUUCCCUGCCGCAACUGGGAUUCUUGCCGGAGCAAAUAUCUCAGGUGAUCUUGCGGAUCCUCAGUCAGCCAUACCCAAAGGAACACUCUUAGCCAUUUUAAUUACUACAGUGGUUUACAUAGGAAUUGCAGUAUCCGUAGGUUCUUGUGUUGUUCGAGAUGCUACUGGGAACGUUAAUGACACUAUUGUAACAGAGCUAACAAACUGUACUUCUGCAGCCUGCAAAUUAAACUUCGACUUUUCAUCCUGUGAAACCAGCCCUUGUUCCUAUGGCCUAAUGAACAAUUUCCAGGUAAUGAGCAUGGUGUCAGGAUUCGCACCAUUAAUUUCUGCAGGUAUCUUCUCAGCCACUCUUUCUUCUGCAUUAGCAUCCCUUGUGAGUGCUCCCAAAAUAUUUCAGGCUCUGUGUAAGGACAACAUCUACCCAGCUUUCCAGAUGUUUGCUAAAGGUUAUGGGAAAAAUAAUGAACCUCUUCGUGGCUACAUCUUAACAUUCUUAAUUGCCCUUGGAUUCAUCUUAAUCGCUGAACUGAAUGUUAUCGCUCCAAUUAUCUCUAACUUCUUCCUUGCAUCGUAUGCUUUGAUCAAUUUUUCGGUGUUCCAUGCCUCACUUGCAAAAUCUCCAGGAUGGCGUCCUGCAUUCAAAUACUACAACAUGUGGAUAUCACUUAUUGGAGCUAUUCUUUGCUGCAUAGUGAUGUUUGUCAUUAACUGGUGGGCUGCAUUGUUAACAUAUGUCAUAGUCCUUGGGCUGUAUAUUUAUGUGACCUACAAAAAACCAGACGUGAACUGGGGAUCCUCUACACAAGCUCUGACUUACCUAAAUGCUCUGCAGCAUUCGAUUCGUCUUUCAGGGGUGGAAGACCACGUGAAAAACUUCAGGCCGCAGUGUCUUGUUAUGACAGGUGCUCCAAACUCACGCCCAGCUUUACUUCAUCUUGUUCAUGAUUUCACAAAAAAUGUUGGGUUGAUGAUCUGUAGUCAUGUACAUAUGGGCCCUCGAAGACAAGCCAUGAAAGAGAUGUCCAUUGAUCAAGCCAAAUAUCAGCGGUGGCUUAUCAAGAACAAGAUGAAGGCUUUUUAUGCUCCAGUCCAUGCAGAUGACUUGAGAGAAGGUGCACAGUAUUUGAUGCAGGCUGCUGGUCUUGGGCGUAUGAAACCAAACACACUUGUCCUUGGAUUUAAGAAAGAUUGGUUGCAAGCAGAUAUGAGAGAUGUGGAUAUGUACAUAAACAUAUUUCAUGACGCCUUUGACAUACAAUAUGGAGUAGUGGUUAUCCGCCUAAAAGAGGGUCUGGAUAUAUCUCAUCUUCAAGCACAAGAAGAAUUAUUGUCUUCACAAGAGAAAUCUCCCGGUGUCAAGGAUGUGGUACUAAGUAUGGAGUACAGUAAAAAAUCGGAUUUAGAUACCUCCAAGCCAUCCGAUGAGAAAAGUGUUACACACAAAGAUGAGGAAGAGGAUGGCAAGACUCCAACUCAACCACUGUUGAAAAAAGAAUCCAAAGGCCCUGCUGUGCCCUUAAAUGUAGCUGACCAAAAGCUUCUUGAAGCUAGUACACAGUUUCAGAAAAAACAAGGAAAGAAUACUAUUGAUGUCUGGUGGCUUUUUGAUGAUGGAGGUUUGACCUUAUUGAUACCUUACCUUCUGACUACCAAGAAAAAGUGGAAAGACUGUAAGAUCAGAGUGUUCAUUGGUGGGAAAAUAAACCGAAUAGACCAUGACCGGAGAGCGAUGGCUACUUUGCUUAGUAAAUUCCGGAUAGACUUCUCUGAUAUCAUGGUCUUAGGAGAUAUUAAUACUAAACCAAAGAAAGAAAAUAUUGUAGCAUUUGAUGAAAUGAUUGAGCCGUAUAGACUUCAUGAAGAUGACAAAGAACAAGAUAUUGCAGAUAAAAUGAAAGAAGAUGAGCCAUGGCGAAUAACAGAUAAUGAGCUUGAACUUUAUAAGACCAAGACCUAUCGGCAGAUAAGGUUAAAUGAAUUACUAAAGGAACAUUCAAGUACAGCUAAUAUCAUUGUCAUGAGUCUCCCAGUUGCUAGGAAAGGUGCUGUGUCAAGUGCUCUCUAUAUGGCCUGGUUAGAAGCUCUAUCAAAGGACCUACCGCCAAUUCUCCUAGUCCGUGGGAAUCAUCAGAGUGUCCUUACCUUCUAUUCUUAA